GAGAAAAAAGCGCCUUAUCGCGUAAGUAAUAUUUAAAUACCGAAGACCGCUCUUAAAUUAUAAAUGAAGAAUGGCGUCUAGAUGGAGACCGAAAAAUCGACGACAAAUCCUACAACUUGAUGACGAAGGCUCACAAUGCCCCUUGGUUCAAAACCAUUCUUCUGUGAACACUGCCACUGUAGCUGCCACUCCUGCACCAACGAACAAAUUACAUGCUCUUUUGGGGCACUAUAAUUCUGAUGAUGAAGACAGUGAUAAAGAGGAAGAAGACUCUGAAUUCAAGGAUUUUCUGAAUGAAAUAAAAUCAGUGGAAGAGGCUCCAGCAACUUCGGUUUCCUCUGUUUGGCAAGAGCUAUGGGACCCUCAAUCAGGACAACCAUAUUUUUGGCACACAGUCACAAAUGAACUAACAUGGGAAAAACCUCCUGACCUUUCAGAAGCAUCUUCAUCAAUGCCAAAUAUUGUUAACGCUAAAGCAGCUGCAAGUGCAGUCGUAGAAGAAAGUAAAGCCGUUCCAUCAGGAGCUUUUACAGCAAAAGAAGAACCUACUAUAAAAAAUUCAAUGGCUGUCAUCACACCUACAGUGGAAAAGGCAAAUCUUGCCGAUCAAAAACGAGAGGAUACUUAUAAAAAAGAUGAAGGAAAAGUGAGCUUUAAAAUUGGUACCUCCGAAAGAAGUCUCAAGGCGAGUGGGACAGAACUCACUCAAGCAAAGACCAACGGACGAUUGACGAUCGAUGUCGAUAGUAUCGUUGCUGCUAUCGAAAAGGAAGUACCUCCGGAUCACAAGACGGAAACUUUUGUUCCAUUAUUUCGAAGACGCCCACAGCAAGAGUCUCGUCCAAAACUUGGCAAUGAUUUUAAGAAAUUCUUUCCGCCUACUCACCAGCCCGUUCUUGAUCUCGAACCAGCGUCCCCAACUAAAGUCAUCCACACUUUCAAAGGCCUAGGUUUUCAAGAGAAAGCAGAUACCCCAGUUUCUACCCCAAGUCAAAAGGUUCAGUUUAUUGCGGGAGAAAUUCUUAAACCUUUAGUCGUUGUCCCCCCAGUUGUUCCUCUGACUGUGGCACAAAAAAUCACGCGGUUGGAGAACCGAUUGGCUACGCAAGAGCUUCCAGUAGGUGAAUUAUCAAAAACCCAACUAGCAAGUCAAUUGGAAAUUUUAAAAGAAGCUUGGGUGCAGAAGAAACUAGAACCUGAUUUUCUAGAAGAAUGGCUAGAUAAAAUUGAAAACAAAUGGAAAAUAGAGACUGUCAAGCCGCAGACAGAUCAGGUCAUUGACAUGGUACUUGAAGAUUCAGAAGGUGAGACUUCCACAACUGCAGUUUUGCCGGAAUGUCCCACUGCUGUAGCUGCCGAUACUGUAGAAUGUUUGGACUCUGCAUUGAACUCAUUCUAUACCGAUCUGGCCACGUUGGAUGCACCGGCUUCACCAGCCGCCCUGGCCGAUCCAGCAAUCGUUUCGUUGCCAGACGCAGCAUCAGAAGCUGCUGUGGCUACAGUGACCGAUGCAGGUCCAUCGGCAAUAGAAGAAGAAACAAAUAGCGAACCUGUUAAAGGAAUUAAACGCACAAAAAUGUCAUCGGAUAUGUCGUCGCUUGUUGCCAAAUGGCAAAAAAUUCAUCAAACAAACACGUGACUUGAGCGUAUCGCCCAACGAUCCUCAAGCAACCCGUUGUACAUAACCAUUUCUUCAAAUACAUUUAAGAA
Messenger RNA from Daphnia carinata, 1710 nucleotides. RefSeq lists its product as uncharacterized. The transcript has 4 exons. Gene Ontology annotation, molecular function: protein binding. NCBI's taxonomy places the organism in Eukaryota, Metazoa, Arthropoda, Branchiopoda, Diplostraca, Daphniidae. Bases 71 to 1639 code for a protein of 522 amino acids. The record is from RefSeq and is a predicted model, not a curated record.